This is a messenger RNA of Chelmon rostratus (copperband butterflyfish), 6484 nucleotides long. RefSeq names its product phosphodiesterase 4C, cAMP-specific b (gene pde4cb). Gene Ontology annotation, molecular function: 3',5'-cyclic-AMP phosphodiesterase activity. Lineage: Eukaryota; Metazoa; Chordata; Actinopteri; Chaetodontiformes; Chaetodontidae. The transcript has 18 exons. Gene Ontology annotation, biological process: signal transduction. Bases 211 to 2592 code for a protein of 793 amino acids. The record is from RefSeq and is a predicted model, not a curated record. Gene Ontology annotation, cellular component: nucleus; cytosol; perinuclear region of cytoplasm.
UGCAGGUUUCUGAGCUUUAAGUCUUACAAAGUAUCAAACCCGCUGCAAUAGAAAUGGACAAUAGUGAUAAGUGUGGCAACAUGACCUGACUGAAAGCUCCAACAGAUUCAGAGACUUUUGCCUGCAAGGAAAAGCAGACAAUCAAACUACGAGACAAGACGGCCGGUCGCUGCGCUGUGGUCUCGCUGCUGCAACAACUAACCAGGGCCAAUGUCGUGGCUCGAGGGUCGUCGGGAGUCUCUGCCUGGGGUCCACCAGGUAGUGCGGCGGCGUUUCUCUGGGCCGCUGCUGCUACCUCCUCUGUGGAGGAGACACUCCUGCCAGGAGCACUCCUGUGACGCCCGAUGGGCAUCAGCAGCACACUCUCUGCCACUGGACCGACUGGAAGAGCUGUACAGUCGAGCACUGGCCAAUCGUGAUGAGCACCGUUUUGAUGUGGAGAAUGGCCUAUCGGUGGGUCGCAGUCCACUGGACUCUCAGACUAGCCCGGGUUCUGGUCUGGUACUUCAGGCCAACUUCCCUCACAGUCAGCGCCGCGAGUCUUUCCUCUACCGCUCCGACUCAGACUUCGACCUUUCUCCCAAAACCAUGUCCCGCAACUCGUCAACUGCCAGCGACCUGGAGGAGGGAUUGAAGCAUUGGGAAGUCAAUUGGCUACCUCGGCAUGGAGAAGACAUGAUAGUGACUCCAUUUGCACAGGUUCUUGCCAGUCUACGAACAGUGAGAAGUAACUUUGCUGCUCUGACACAUCUUCAAGAUCGUGUGGGAAACAAGCGGCCGACGAGCAGCAACCAGCCGUCCAUGUGUAAGCCAUGUCUUACAGAGGAGCCCUACCAGAAGCUGGCAGUGGAGACACUGGAAGAGCUGGACUGGUGUCUGGACCAGCUGGAGACAUUGCAGACGAGACACUCGGUCAGCGAGAUGGCAUCCAACAAGUUUAAGAGGAUGCUGAACCGCGAGCUGACACAGCUAUCAGAGACAAGCCGCUCAGGGAAUCAGGUGUCAGAGUUCAUCGCCAACACCUUCCUAGAGAAACAACAUGACGUGGAAAUCCUGUCUCCACCUUCUAAGGAGAAGGAGAAGAAGAAGAGGCCGAUGUCACAGAUCAGUGGUGUGAAGAAGGCCACACAGAGCCCCAGCUUAGCACCCGCCUGCAUCCCUCGCUUUGGAGUCAGUACGCCACAAGAAAGUCUGCUUGCAAAGGAGAUCGAGGACAUUAAUCGUUGGGGUCUGGAUAUAUUCAAGAUAGCAGAAUUUUCCGGAAACCGCCCUCUGACAGUGAUCAUGUACUCUGUCUUCCAGGAGCGAGACCUUCUGAAAACCUUUAAGAUUCCAAACGACACCUUCGUCACGUUCAUGAUGACAUUGGAGGACCACUACCACGCAGACGUGGCUUAUCACAACAACAUUCAUGCAGCUGAUGUGGUGCAGUCCACCCACGUCCUCCUGUCCACCCCUGCGUUAGAGGCGGUGUUCACAGACCUGGAGAUCAUGGCUGCUCUGUUUGCUAGUGCCAUCCAUGAUGUCGACCACCCAGGAGUCACCAACCAGUUCCUGAUAAACACCAGUUCAGAGCUGGCACUGAUGUAUAACGAUGCCUCAGUGCUGGAGAAUCACCACCUCGCCGUCGGCUUCAAACUGCUCCAAGAAGACAACUGUGACAUCUUCCAAAACCUCAGCAAGAAACAGAGAGACUCCCUCCGCAAGAUGGUGAUCGACAUGGUGCUUGCCACAGAUAUGUCCAAACACAUGAACUUUUUGGCGGAUAUGAAGACGAUGGUAGAGACCAAGAAGGUGACCAGUCUGGGAGUCCUGCUGCUAGACAACUACUCUGACCGCAUCCAGGUUCUGCAGAACAUGGUCCACUGUGCCGACCUGAGCAACCCAACCAAACCACUAGAGCUUUACCGGCGGUGGACGGACCGCAUCAUGGUGGAGUUCUUCACCCAGGGAGACCGAGAGCGGGACAAGGGCAUGGAGAUCAGUCCUAUGUGUGACAAGCACAACGCCUCCAUAGAGAAGACCCAGGUGGGGUUUAUCGACUACAUUGUCCAUCCUCUCUGGGAGACGUGGGCAGACUUGGUGCACCCUGACGCCCAGGACAUCCUGGACACGCUGGAGGACAACAGGGAGUGGUACCAAAGUAUGAUCCCCCGCAGUCCGUCGCCCUCUAGCCCCGAGGAGCACAUUACUGAGGUGGGGCCAGGAGGAGAAGCUAUGGGACCAGGAGGGGUUGUCCCUUCAGGAGGAGGAGGAGGGGACAAGUUCCAGUUUGAACUAACUCUGGAGGAAGAAGAGGAGGAUGAGGAGGAGGUGGAGUCUGACCUAGAGAGCCCUCUAGAGGAGGAGUCCCUGUCGGGUGCGGAGCGGCACCGGGACUCCUCCUCAUCCUCCCACUCUUUGUCCCCAGACCCACGCAGCAGCAGGUACCGUCCCCCAUCGCCUCACCCGUCUCGGACCCUGAAUCUGGCUGCCAUGUCGGUACGGAGCCCCCACAGGACACUGCCCUCCCCGGGACGGGAGGGCGCCGACAGGGACAGAGAACUGAGCCAGGAGGGCGACGGGGUGGCCUGCCUGCGCAUGGGCACGUAACAACCAGCACAACCUGCCCCGCCUGACAGACACGAGUGCUGGAUGUAGUGAGACGGAGGCAGGGCAGGCAUUCAUUUAUAAAGUCUGUAAAAUCACGACAGUCCCUUUACACUGGAGACACCCUCUCUGGACAACAGAGGGACGUUCCCCCCUCUGUUUUAUUUCAUCUUUUAAUGAGAAGAAUCGCCUGAUUGGCCAUGUGUCCCGUCCUGCUUUGUUGUAGCUUCAGUUCGGACUGUCCCAGACGAAGACUGCUGCAUUUUAACUGGGAAGAAGAGCGCAGCCAAGAUGUGAUACUCUUAACAAAAGGUAAAGGAAAUGUCUUCCUCCAAAAUAACUGUUUGUGACAUUCAGACACGAGCGAAUGAGGAUCGCUGCGGUUUGACAGGGUCUUGGAAUUUAUUUUGCACCAUAUUUUUAAUUUAGGAUUUGAAAUUACCAAGUCCGGUUGGAAUGAGUGUGGAUUCAUUCCUUAAGAAUGAUGUGAGCGAUGAAUCAUUUUACCAAAUACAGGAUGUAGAUAAGCAGCGAGAAGAUCGAUGGACCGAAACCUCAGGGUAUGAAGAGAAACAUAAAUCUAAUGUAGCACGGAUGUAGUGGGUUCCCCUGAUGUGACCCCGACCCCAAACCGUCUUUCCUGUUUCAUUUACCUCCAAACCAGAGACAACUGGGACUUUGUUUAACCAGCGUGUCUCUACAUUUCAUUACAACCCUUUAAUAGAAAAUCUGGCAACUGAAGCAAUCAAAUAAUAUAUAUUUAAACCAGCUUGUAGCACCGCAGAGAUUGAACACUGAAGAAGACUGAACCCCAGUCUCACCUGUUGAAAAUAAGAGACACCACCUGUAUAAUAUUUUUUUUUUUACCUGAAAUGAUUUGAGACGGUGUUGUUGUUAGGUUUCAAUUUCUGAACCGUUCUGUUGUCGUACAUCUGCUGGUCUUGUCUGUGUUUAUGUGCUUGAAAAGCUCUUUUUUUUUUUUUUUUUUAAUCAGGGUGCCUCCGGUCCGCAGUAGCACUUUACCGCCUCUGCCCUUCAGCUCUUCUAUUCAGUCUCACAAAGGGCUUCACCCACUGUAGGCCUACUGAUACACACAGUACAGGACAUCAGGCUCAAGGUACUGGAAGGCCGGGCAGGAAACUAACUGGUUGGUUGAUUCAGGAUUUUGCAAACUAACUUCAGAUCCUUAACGGAGGAUUUGACAGCCAUGUCAAUUCCUAACAUUCUGGUGGUCAGAUAAUACUGGAAUUACAAGACUCCUUUUGCUUUUUUUGUUUUUGUUGCAAACUGAUGCCCCCAUUAUCAUCAAAAACAGGUGCAGCCAGCUGUCAUCUUAAAAACAAAUCCACCUGAGCUGCACUUUCCUCUUUAAGGCAAAUUUAUGACUGCAAAGUCCCCUGAAUGUUGGCUACAUUCAGUUUAUUUAUGCCAAUAUUGACAGCAGCACAGAUGCUUUACACAACACUGUUUAACAGAUGUAGAAUUAUAUAAUUUCAAACCUGUGAAACGGAGUCCUUCCUUUCCUUUCCGUCCUUUUACUAGAACAGUUGUUAUUUGAAAUAUCCUCUUUUUUCCCUGAAUCAGUGAGGAUCUUGUAAUUCCAAAUAAAUCACCAUGGAGUUGCUUUCCUGCCGACAGGUUGUGGAGAUCAGAGGGAGCACAGUUUAAUCGCCUGUAGUUCAAAGUGAACAGAUUGUGUUCCAUCAGAUUAUCAGUCUUAUUUGGUAGAUAGUACUCGACUGGGAUAACUGUGUGCCAUAAGUGUUGAAAACACGCAAACACCUGCCAGCCUACGGUGCUGAACAUUUUUACACUAGAGAUUUUAACCUGAUGAUUGUAUCGAAGUCAUUGACUUUAUAGUGUUAGUUUUUAACGAAUGUUAACAGUAUUUAAAGCAGACAAUUUAUUAGAUUUUGUGCAACUUAUGAGCAGUCUGUUCAGCCCUUUCCUAAUCAGAUAGCUGAGACUUGAGAAUGUGUGUAGUUUCAGGAGUUCAGGACUCUUUGUUCCAAGUCCAUGUUGAGUCUAGAGCAGUGUUUGUCGGCGUCACUGAGGUAGAAAGACCAGGAAGCAAACAAGCACUACACAAGAUAUGAUGCAGUUCCUGGUCAGGCAGUAGUAGAAAACACUAGUCUAACAGUAUUUCAUUAACUCAGCUAGUAACCUUUAUUGAUCAGCCUUACAUGUGAUAGAGUGGUUGGAGCCUACUGUUAAAGGACCAUUAUGCUGUUCUUAACAUGCCGAUCCUCACAGCGUCAUUUGAUCUACAGUUCUGGAAGACUGGAAAAGUAAGAAAAUUGCUCAUUUCGAGGCUUUAAAAAAAAAAAUAAAUAAAUAAAAAGGGAAUUGCAAAGAAAAAUCAGGACAGAAAACUUUGCAUUUCUGUCCUUGUUUUCAGUGUAUGACAGAAGAAAUAUGAUUUGCUAUGAAAAUGAUGAAGUGAUAAUCUGAGAAAUCAAGAUAAAUGUAAAACAUUAUGCAAAGUUUUGAUGAGUUAUGUUCAGCUUUCGGUGUUGAAAUUCCUCCAGAUUGGAAAUGUCAUGUAAACCUCAGCAGAUUUAUUUUUUUGCCUGGAUAUAAUACACUCUUUAUUCCCAGACUUGAUGUCUAGUGCCAGUAACAGGCCAAAGUUUAUACACAAGAAAUGUCAGAAUCUAGGGGGCAGAUUGCCUUGAAUACAGCUGAACACUUUCUCACCAUCAUGGCCUUUUCUUUAGAGUCAUCCUGACAGGAAACCUUAAACAAACAAACUGCACAACCACCACUGUGUUAUUUUUGUUUUACAUGAAACACUCUCAUUCUGUAAUGAAGACUGCAGCCUAGCAGGGAUUUAACAGUUACAUUUUUAUUUUACAGUUCCUGGUUAAGAAGCACAUUUCCUCCAGUUGGUUAAAUUUGGGGCUAAAGGAGCUCAGACAGGCAGUUAGACAUCAGGACUUUGUAUUAAAUUUAAAAAUACUGAUCCACAGGCAUUCAACGAUGACAAUUUCUGCUUCCUGAGACUCAUUUGAACCAUCAGCGUUUUCAGGAAGUAUGUUCUUGGAACAAUUUAUAUUAAAAAAAGCAAAGAAAACAUAAAAAUCUUUUACAUUUUUAAUCUAAAUGAGAAUCUGUGCUUCUAUGUGACAGCUAUUACACAGCAGUGAUCCACUCUGUUGUAAACACCGUGUGGUAGCUGUCCUGUGACACAGGAAGUGAUGACUUUUUACAUUUCCAGUGAUUAUGAAAUACAGUGAAGCCCUGUGUGGUUUGCACAAACAAUAACAGCCACCAUGAGCAGAAAAUCACAUACACAUUAAUCACUCUAAGCUCUUAUUAUAAAAUUCCUCAAUUUUGCAACGUGUCACUUUCCUGUUCAACAUGACAUUUUCAUCAUGUGGGAUUUCUGUGGAUUUGAAAUGUUUGACAGCAGCCGAUUUCAGUUUGCAGUCAGCUGAAUGUACCAUUUGUAGCUCAGUGAUCUGAGGCACAUGGGCAUGUUAAACACAGCGCUGUGGCUCUUUACAGGAAGACAUCGGUGCCAUACAGUGUUAAAUGUGUUGACGAGCAGCAGAGUCCCUGCUGUCACUCUGUUAUUGUGUUGCGCUGAUACUGCCACCAUUAAUGUUCAUGCUGUCUUGUUUUCUCAGCCUCUGUGUUGUGCAAACUUCUAUAAAGAUAUUUAUUCUUCAAACGUGUCUGUCGAGACAAAGUACUGUAACAUAGGACUUUUAAUUUUAUGUUCUGGAGCCUAAAAAUCAAGUAUACUUUACAAGUAUGUAUACAUCUGCCACUCCAAUGUUCUGUCAAAGAAAAUAACUAUAUUUUUGUUCUUUUAUGCCAAAAGAGUCUCGGGAGUUCAGGGUGUUUCAAGUUGAAAAUGCCAAUAAAUUAUAUGGAAAUUUAUCAGACUGGC